AUGGGGAACUCUCUGCUAAGGGAAAACAGGUGGCCGCAGGACACUCAAGAAAUACCCUGGACUCCGAAAAAUCAAAGCCCCAAACAGAGAACAUCCAGAUGCUGUUACUGCUACUUUGCUGAAGGGUGUUUCUGCCUUCCAUGGAGAAAAAUAUGCAUCUUUAAAGCAAAACCAGAUUCCCCAGAGGAGAGUAAAGAAAUGUCAUCUGCUCCCACGCAGGACAGUGCUGACCAGAGCUCCUCGGAAGAUCUCUGCUACACCCUCAUUAAUCACAGCGUCCUUGGGGGAAAGUCAUCAGGGAUCUCUGCUGAGAGGUGCUAUGAGAACAUUUCCCUUAAAACCGAGACACCCAGGGAGUCCUUGGGAAAAACCGAGGUUUCAUAUGCACUUCUCCGUGUGCCUUCCUCUCCAAGGCAUUCGUCUUCCCCAGAAGAUGAAUAUGAACUCAUCAUACCUAGGAGAGUCUUCUCCUACUCCCUGCAACAGCCACAUCCACCAACACCACAUUUGGAGAACCGGGUUUCCUACUGA
This is a messenger RNA of Nyctereutes procyonoides (raccoon dog), 531 nucleotides long. It is a transcript of the gene GCSAM, whose product is annotated as germinal center associated signaling and motility. Bases 1 to 531 code for a protein of 176 amino acids. The transcript is spliced from 6 exons. Lineage: Eukaryota; Metazoa; Chordata; Mammalia; Carnivora; Canidae. The record is from RefSeq and is a predicted model, not a curated record. Gene Ontology annotation, biological process: regulation of B cell receptor signaling pathway; negative regulation of lymphocyte migration.